UGCGUUGCUAGGAUACAGAGCGUUUCCAGGGUUGUGCUGUUAGCAGCUCUCUGGAUAAACAGAUGGAAACUGACCAGACAAAGAGAUAAAAACUCUCCAGAUAAAGACCUUUAUCUUCCAGGCUCAGCUGGUCCGGGGCUAACCGAGGCUAACCGAGGCUAACGGGGGCUAACCGGGCCUGACCGGGGCUGACCGGGUCAGAUUCGUGCCCUACGGUGUCACAUGGAGCGGGCUGACCGGGGGAGGGCCGCCCUGCUGCUGAGGAACCAGCCGUACGACGAGAGCCUGGAGGUGGCCGACGCCGAGGAGAUAGCGAGCGUCUCCAGCCAGACUCCCCGCAUCCAGCGCCAGUCCGAGUCCAGGAGGACCAGGAGAGUCCACGGCCGGAUGUCGGCCCACAGCAGCAGCGAUGAGUUCGAGGACGAGCACGCGGCUCGGAGAACCAAGGAGCCGGCGGCGGCGGCGGUGAUGGUGGGGGGGCAGGGCGGGGUCAGUCCCAAUGAGGAGGAGGACGAGGAGGAGGAGGAGGAGGAGGAGGACUCUGAGGAAGACGACACAGACGAGGACGAAGACCCCGCGGAGGUCCCGGAGGGGGCGUACGACCCGGCAGACUACGCCAACCUGCCGGUCAGCACCGAGGUCCGGGAGCUGUUCCAGUACAUCACACGCUACAGUCCUCAGUCCAUAGAUCUGGACCACAGUCUGAAGCCGUUCAUCCCAGACUUCAUCCCGGCCGUGGGGGACAUCGACGCCUUCCUGAAGGUUCCCAGACCAGACGAUAAACCAGACUCUCUGGGUCUCCUGGUUCUGGACGAACCCAGCGUCAAACAGUCGGACCCCACGGUUCUGUCCCUGUGGCUGUCAGAGGACACCAAGAGACACGGGGCCCCAGAGCUGAAGAAGGUGUCCAGCGUGUCCUGUCCUCAGUCCAACCCUCGUCCUGUGGACAUGUGGGUGGACAGCAUCAGUGUCCUCCAUCGGUCCAAACCUGCAGCCAGCGUCCACUACGUCCGUCCCAUGCCGGACAUCGACGUCCUCAUGCAGGAGUGGCCCCCGGAGCUGGAGGACAUGCUGGGACGCGUCCAGCUGCCCCCUGCCCGUCUCCGCUGUCCCCUGUCCCAGUACGUGGACGUGGUCUGCAGCCUGUUGGACAUCCCCGUCCACGACAACAGAGUCCAGUCCCUGCACGUCCUCUUCAGCCUCUACCUGGAGUUCAGAGACUCGCAGCACUUCACCCGCAGGGCCUAGGAC
Mugil cephalus (flathead mullet) is the source of this 1251-nucleotide messenger RNA. RefSeq names its product intraflagellar transport 46 homolog (Chlamydomonas) (gene ift46). The record is from RefSeq and is a predicted model, not a curated record. Gene Ontology annotation, cellular component: motile cilium; intraciliary transport particle B; centrosome. The transcript has 6 exons. NCBI's taxonomy places the organism in Eukaryota, Metazoa, Chordata, Actinopteri, Mugiliformes, Mugilidae. Bases 223 to 1248 code for a protein of 341 amino acids. Gene Ontology annotation, biological process: intraciliary transport; cilium assembly.